Molecule: messenger RNA, 732 nt
Organism: Lagenorhynchus albirostris (white-beaked dolphin)
Lineage: Eukaryota; Metazoa; Chordata; Mammalia; Artiodactyla; Delphinidae
Gene: HOXB8
Product: homeobox B8
Exons: 2
Coding region: 1-732 (243 amino acids)
Biological process (GO): regulation of transcription by RNA polymerase II
Cellular component (GO): nucleus
Molecular function (GO): DNA-binding transcription factor activity, RNA polymerase II-specific; RNA polymerase II transcription regulatory region sequence-specific DNA binding
Source: RefSeq, a predicted model, not a curated record
AUGAGCUCUUAUUUCGUCAACUCACUGUUCUCCAAAUACAAAACCGGGGAGUCCCUGCGCCCCAAUUAUUAUGACUGCGGCUUCGCCCAGGACCUGGGCGGCCGACCCACCGUGGUGUACGGUCCCAGCAGCGGCGGCAGCUUCCAGCACCCGUCGCAAAUCCAGGAGUUCUACCACGGGCCGUCGUCGCUGUCCACGGCUCCCUAUCAGCAGAACCCGUGCGCCGUGGCGUGCCACGGGGACCCGGGCAACUUCUACGGCUACGACCCGCUGCAGCGGCAGAGCCUGUUCGGUGCGCAGGAUCCAGACCUGGUGCAGUACGCAGACUGCAAGCUCGCCGCCGCCAGCGGCCUGGGGGAGGAGGCCGAGGGGUCCGAGCAGAGCCCGUCGCCCACACAGCUCUUCCCCUGGAUGCGCCCGCAAGCAGCCGCCGGACGCAGGCGAGGCCGACAGACCUACAGCCGCUACCAGACCCUGGAGCUGGAGAAGGAGUUCCUAUUUAAUCCCUAUCUGACUCGCAAGCGGAGGAUCGAGGUAUCGCAUGCGCUGGGACUGACAGAGAGACAGGUCAAAAUCUGGUUCCAGAACCGGAGGAUGAAGUGGAAAAAAGAGAACAACAAAGACAAGUUCCCUAGCAGCAAAUGCGAGCAGGAGGAGCUGGAGAAACAGAAGCUGGAGCGGGCCCCGGAGGCGGCGGACGAGGGCGAUGCGCAGAAGGGCGACAAGAAGUAG